CUGCACGAGUCACCACACUAACUUUCAGCCUCAUCGGAAGUAAAAAAAAAAAGAAGUGUCUUACUUUUGACUUUAAUGACUUGUGGCAAUGAACCUUCAACUGGGAAGAGGUCUCUCCCGUGUGUGCCAAGGACUUCACAGAGUCCUGCGCCACUAAGAAGAUGGAUUGUCCUUGAGAGGGUUGGUGUGCGGCAAAAUGGUGAAAUUGGGGAAUCAUCUCAGCGACAAAAACAAGGGGAAGGUGGUCUCCGAGGAUGGAUUUGACACCAUACCCCUCAUCACACCUCUGGAUGCCAGCCAGCUCCACUUCCCGCCGGACAUGGUGGUGGUGAAGACCAAGGCGGACUAUGACGGCGAAGGCAAAAAGAACAAGAUGAGGACGGCCAAAAUGGUUGAAUUCUCAGUCAUGGAAGGCGUGUCGGAGCGACUGAAAGUGACCUUGCUGGUGGUCUGUGCCCUGGCUUUCUUGGUGUGUGUGGUGUUCCUGGUGGUCUACAAGGUCUACCAGUUUGAGCAGCCCUGUCCCGACACUUUUGUCUACACGCAGGGGCGCUGCAUGCCGGCCGGGAUGUACGCCAACCUCCCCCACCAGGCCCCCGGGGGCCGCGGCCGCCUCUUCACCCUCAUCAACCACUACAACAUCGCCAAGCAGACCAUCACUCGCUCCGUAUCGCCCUGGAUGACCAUCAUGUCCGAGGAGAAGGUCACCCAGCAGGAGACCGAGACGGCCCAGAAGCUGGCUUAAACACCACCGGCGGCGGGGGGAGGCGGAAGGGGGCGUGGCCUCACCUGUAUAAUAAUACGGUUGUGCCAUUCAAGCAAGCCUGGGGGCCGCUGUGAUGCCUUCAGGGGUCAGCUGACGUCCGCCCACCGAGGAAGGUGAAGCUGGGUUUGUUUGAAUAGCACAAGUUGUUAUUUGUUGACUCGCACACUUGAUGUUCACACAGUAGAAGUUAGUGAAGUUUGUGUUCCCAUGGACAUGCACGCACUUCAUCAUCGCAGCAGUCGGCAGUUUGGAUGGCCGAGGAGUUAGUGCAGGGGUGUCCAAACUUUUUCCACUGAGGGCCGCGCAGGGGUGUCCAAACUUUUUCCACUGAGGGCUGCACACUGAAAAAUCAAAGCAAGCGGGGGCCAAUAUGAUAUUUUUUUGCUUUUAAAAACAAAUACAAUAUGUUUAAAAAAUAUAGAUUUAGGCCUUCACUCAGUCCCUGUAAGAUUUUGGUCCAAAAAAUAUUAAAAAUGAGUCUUUAUUCAGUAUUAUUAUUUGUAUUAUUUUUCAAGUUUUCAAUCUCCAAAUCAACAUUAAGUCAUUCUGUCAAUAUAACAAUUUUAAAGAUUUAAGUUGUAUGCUCUUUUUGUCAAAGAAAACCCAGUUUUUUAUGGAAAAAACACAAAAUAUGCAAUAUUCUCACCCAAUGAAAUUUCUAAGUAAAAUAUGUGAGAUUAUAUAAGAAUUGGAGCCUUAAAAAGUCAAUAACUCAUAACAACAUUGAUUUUAAUUCAUUAUUAUUUUUUGAGCAAUGACACUUAAAAACUAAAUUAUUGGGGAUCCAAGAGUCCUACUCAUUCAAGUGUUAAAAAAUAAAUUAUAUAUUUUUAUUACUGUUUACUUUUAACAUAAUCUCAAGAUCAUCUUCAGAUCUAUCCGUUAAUCAUAAGUUGUAUUGUUGUUUGUUUUUUGUUUGUUUUCAGCCCUUAUUUAAAAAAACAAACAAAGAAAAAACAGCUCCAUUUUUUAUAUGCAUAAUUUCCCCCCAAAAUAUCUCAAAGUGGAAUAUUUAAUGUGACGUAAUUGGAGCUUUGAAUAGGUCAAUAAUUCAUAAUGACAUUGAUUUUGAUUCAUUAUUAUGUUUUAAGGAAAGAAACAGCCUGCAUGGCAGCUUUGUGUUAUUAGAGUAAACAUUGCAAAAUUUUACCUGUUUGCUGUUUCAUACCACUUUUUACGUUGCAAAAUGGCCCCCGGGCUGCACUUUGGACACCCCUGAGUUAGUGUUUACAGCCCCGUCGUCACGGCAACACACAUGCCAAAGUUGAGUAGGAACUUGUGUUGACAACAUGGCUGCAGAAUGUAAAUGUAGAAACACACAAGUUAAAACAUGAAAGUCUACUGAAUUGUGACAACAAACACCAGCAAGAAAAUGUAUUUUGUUCACAUUUUUGCUUGUGUUCUUUUUGACUGCAGACUAUACUGUUAGGUUUUGAUGUAUUGAGUGUAUUCUUGGAAGGUUCCCUGGGUGUUUUUUUUGCAGGUUCCACAAGUUUCUCAGCAUCACUUUGAUGCUGCUGCACUGAAUGUUUCUGACGCUGUAUUGUGUAUUCUACACACUUUGUUUGAAAGGGAAAAUGAGGAAGUGUUUCAUUGUCCCGAUGCUUUGUUCCCCUCCACUGUUAAUGUUCGUUAAAAGCCUCAUGUUCAUAGCGUGGAAUAAUAAUUACCAUUCAAGUGCAUUUGCUACAUUCAAUGUUGAAAAGAAGAAUUGAAAUAAAGUGCCCAUGUUUCCCAAUAA
Nerophis ophidion (straightnose pipefish) is the source of this 2507-nucleotide messenger RNA. RefSeq names its product neuronal vesicle trafficking-associated protein 1-like. The coding region runs from base 197 to 745 and encodes 182 amino acids. Lineage: Eukaryota; Metazoa; Chordata; Actinopteri; Syngnathiformes; Syngnathidae. Gene Ontology annotation, molecular function: clathrin light chain binding. The transcript is spliced from 5 exons. Gene Ontology annotation, cellular component: endosome; membrane. The record is from RefSeq and is a predicted model, not a curated record. Gene Ontology annotation, biological process: G protein-coupled dopamine receptor signaling pathway; endosomal transport; clathrin coat assembly.